This is a messenger RNA of Ilyonectria robusta, 1758 nucleotides long. RefSeq names its product amino acid permease-domain-containing protein. Gene Ontology annotation, cellular component: membrane. The record is from RefSeq and is a predicted model, not a curated record. Lineage: Eukaryota; Fungi; Ascomycota; Sordariomycetes; Hypocreales; Nectriaceae. Gene Ontology annotation, molecular function: L-amino acid transmembrane transporter activity. The coding region runs from base 1 to 1758 and encodes 585 amino acids. The transcript has 7 exons. Gene Ontology annotation, biological process: amino acid transmembrane transport.
AUGGGGUUCUCACACGUCUUUUCUAAUGAAAAGUCAGAUGUCACUGCACAAGUCGACCCUGACUCCAGCGAUUCGGAGCCGCAGGUGAUCCACGAUGGAAAUCUUGCCUACACCCGCGUCAAGGGAGGCAAUGGGUCGAAACCGUCCUAUCAGGAGGCAGUCGGAGCGCCUGUCGAGUCGUCUUCUCCUCUCGGAUACAAUGUUGGCUGGUUGACUGUCAUCUUCCUCAACGUCAACAUGAUGAUUGGCACGGGUAUCUUCUCCACGCCCGCAAGCAUCCUCAAUAGAACGGGAUCCAUCGGACUUGCUCUCAUCUAUUGGGUGAUUGGGUUUCUCAUGGCCGCCGCUGGCUUAGGCGUGUACCUCGAGCUCGCAAGCUACUUUCCAAACAGAAGUGGUGCCGAGGUGGUCUACUUGGAACAGCAAUACCCAAGACCGAAGCACUUCUUCCCCAUCACCUUUGCCGUACAAUCUGUUAUUCUGAACUUCGGUAGUAGUAAUGCUAUUGUCCUGUCGAACUACAUUUGGGCUAUGACGGACAAGACGCCUUCAGAAUGGCAGAUAAGAGGCGUUGCAAUUGCUGCCUACAGCUUGGCUAUCAUAUGCGCUGUUUCUAACAACAAAUGGUCACUGCGGGCGUCGAACGUCAUCGGAGGUAUCAAAGUCAUCACACUGGUCUUCAUCAGUAUCGCGGGCCUCGUUGUAUUGGGCGGCAAUGUUCACCAUAUCCCGGACCCCAAAGCCAACUUCCGAAAUGCUUUUGAAGGCGAAAGCCCAAACGGAAAUGAUCUUUCCAGCGCUCUUGUCAGCAUUGUCUUCUCUUACGCGGGAUACGCCAACGCAUUCAAUGUCGUCAAUGAGAUCAAGAAUCCCAUUCCAACCCUGAAGAGGAACACGAGCAUUGGACUUGUCAUUGUCUUUGUUCUGUACUUUCUUUGCAAUAUCGCCUAUUUCGCGGUUGUUCCCAAGGCGGAAUUUGCGGAAGCCAGCCAAAUUGCAGCGUCUCUCUUCUUCGCCAAGCUGUUUAAGAACAGCAAUACAGCCGCGGAUGUUCUCAACUUUUUGGUCGCACUGAGCGCAUUUGGUAACAUUUUGGCGUAUUUGAUUGGCGGCUCUCGAGCGAUUCGUGAAAUUGGACGGCAAGGCGUUCUACCCUUUACCGACAUCUGGGUGUCCACGAAGCCUUUUGGAACCCCCAUCGGCCCGUAUUUGUUAAAUUAUUGUUUGACUUUGAUCAUGAUCAUUGCGCCACCCGCCGGUGAUGCUUUCACGUUCGUGGUGAGCUUGUCAACAUAUCCAUCUGCCAUGUUCAAUUUUGCCCUCGCCAUUGGAGUCUAUAUCAUUCGUCGAAGACGCGUUCGCUCCGGCCUGGGGUAUUCCGAGUUCAAAGCGUGGCAUGUUGCCGUCGUUUUCUGGAUUUUUAUUCAGGUGUUUAUUCUAGCUAUGCCAUGGUGGCCCCCGAAGGGUGGAAUGUAUGCUGGUGAUGUCAGUUUCUGGUAUGCCACAUACUGCGUUGUUGGAAUCGCCAUCAUCAUUGUCUGCGGCUUAUACUAUGUUCUUUGGAUGUAUCUGCUCCCUAAAUGGGGAAAAUAUGCAAUCAGGACAGAGCUCCUUGAGGUGGGACAUGAAGGAGCGAAGACGCACCGUCUUGUCAGAGUGCCGGAAACUGAACUCGCUCAGUGGGAUGAAGACCAUGACGAGGCUGGCGACUUGCGACGGAGAAAUGUGGUUCCGUCGGAUAGACCUGUCGAAGUGUAG